Messenger RNA from Coffea eugenioides, 942 nucleotides. RefSeq names its product pentatricopeptide repeat-containing protein At5g13270, chloroplastic-like. Gene Ontology annotation, molecular function: protein binding; RNA binding. Lineage: Eukaryota; Viridiplantae; Streptophyta; Magnoliopsida; Gentianales; Rubiaceae. Bases 1 to 942 code for a protein of 313 amino acids. The record is from RefSeq and is a predicted model, not a curated record. The transcript has a single exon. Gene Ontology annotation, biological process: RNA modification.
AUGGCAGCAGGUGUUCCAGUACUGAACCUAAACCCAAUUUGUGACAAAAUCUCAGCCACAAAUUGCUAUCAAAUCCCAUCUUGGGUUUCUCUAAAACCCAGUAUUGCCCCACUCCAACAUCAAUAUAGCCCCGCCCAAAUUCAACUGGCUAAUGCAGGAAAGCUCGAAAACAUUCACUUGAUUUCGCUCUCAAAACAGGGUAAGCUCAAUGAAGCCCACCAGUUCCUCAAUGAAAUGGACUCUGCUGGUGUUUCAGUCGCACCCAAAACCUACCAACAUUUGCUUCAAACGUGUGCAAAGUUAAAAGCUUUGCGCGAUGGGAAACUUUUUCAUAACAGGAUAUGGAGCAAUUUCGAUAAUCCACCGGCGUUUCUUCAGAGUUCUGUUAUGGGAAUGUAUUUCGAGUGCGGGAGCAUUUGGGAUGCUCAGAAAUUGUUUGACGAAUUGCCAGAAAAAAGUCCAGGAAGCUGGGAGACCGUCAUAUCUGCUUAUGCUGAUAAGGGUUGGAUAGGGAAAGCACUAGAAAUGUUUUGGAGAAUGAUGGGCGCAGGAAUCAAUGCUGGACCUUCAAUUUACAAAUGCUUUUUCAGAGCUUUGUCAGAUUUAGAGCUUGGGAAGCAGAUACACUGUCUUGUGGUAAAGUCAGGCUUUGAUAAAAAUGUGUCCAUGAACACUGCUUUCUGCAAUAUGUACGUAAAAUGUGGGUGUUUAGAGAGUGCACAAUGGGCUUUCGAUAAGAUGGUUGAAAAGAAUGUGGUGACGUGGACUGGAUUGAUGGUGGGAUUUACUCAGGCUGAGAGGCAACAUGAUGCCCUGAGACUUUUUGAUAUGAUGCUGAGGGAAGGCGUUGAGUUGGAUGAGUUUGUGUUCUCAAUCAUCUCAAGGCGUGUGCUGGAUUGGUGGAUGUUGGCACGGGGCAGCAAGUCCAUGGUUUGGUUGUGA